Blepharisma stoltei is the source of this 735-nucleotide messenger RNA. Lineage: Eukaryota; Ciliophora; Heterotrichea; Heterotrichida; Blepharismidae. The record is from the annotation of a GenBank genome assembly.
AUGAGGCAUGGAAAAGUCCUUUUGAAGCUCAGUCGCAAAUCUAAGCCUAGGAAUAAGCUUUUAAGAAACCUUCUGACUUCUCUUAUAGAGCAUGAAAGAAUUGUGACGACCCAAGCCAAAGCGAAAGCUAUAAGUGGCCUAGCAGACAAAAUUAUUACUUUUGGGAAAAAAACUAAUAUCACGGACGAAAGAAAAAGGAUCCUUUUGAGGGCUUAUUUAUAUACUGACAGAGCUGUCGAAAAAGUAAUGAGUGAGUUGGUCCCAAGGUUCCAAAAUAGAACUCAUAACUAUACAAUGAGGUCUUUUGAAGAAAGAAGAAAAGGUGAUGGAGCAGUGAUGCAUACAAUUCAGUAUUUUGGGAAUAAAUAUUUAGAAGAAGAACGUGAGAAUAGAUAUGUCAAUGCAAUGCCUGAUUUUUCGCUGGGGAUUUUAAACGAAGAAUUAGGAUUCUUCCAAAGUGCGCUUAGUGACUUGACUAAAAAGGAAGAAAAAAUAAAUUUAGCAGAUGCCUCAAAAGAGAUGGAAGGAAAGCCAGUUUUAGGGACAAAAGAAGUGGAGGAUAAAAUAAAGUUUUUUGAAAAACAAAUUGAUAGGGUUAAGAGGGAGAUUGAGAAAUGGCAACUAAAGAGAGAUCCUAACGAAGAGCCACCAGGAAUGGAAGAAGAACCUAAGAAGGAAGGAGAAAAACUAGAAGGAGCUGAAGCUGAUAAAAGCAGCAAAAAGUGGCUAAAAUAA